Olea europaea var. sylvestris is the source of this 3331-nucleotide messenger RNA. Its product is annotated as probable boron transporter 2. The record is from RefSeq and is a predicted model, not a curated record. Gene Ontology annotation, biological process: transmembrane transport; monoatomic anion transport; monoatomic ion homeostasis. Bases 1044 to 3071 code for a protein of 675 amino acids. Lineage: Eukaryota; Viridiplantae; Streptophyta; Magnoliopsida; Lamiales; Oleaceae. The transcript is spliced from 12 exons. Gene Ontology annotation, molecular function: solute:inorganic anion antiporter activity. Gene Ontology annotation, cellular component: plasma membrane.
AAGGGUUAUUUAUGCUUACUCACCACAUCACUAUCACAACAAUUGUGCCUAGUAUCUGCAGAGUUUCUUUGUCUAAGAAAAAAUUACUUAUAAUUGAAAUAUUUUCUUCAACUCUCUCUUGUUUCUUUUGCGUACAUUGCGAUAAUAACAAAAACUGUUUGUCAAAGGUGUCCGUUUCUGCUUAUAAUGUAACUGUACAAAGCUGCAAUCUUUGUCAUAUUUUUUCUGCUCAUUUUGAUGCCCAUUUGCUCAAAACUAAUUUAAAUCUCUCAUUUCCAUAUUCUGAAUGAUGGAUUGCCCCUAAUAUUUCCGAUUACUUGUUCUUUUUCUUGUUUUUGUGAUGCCCAUUUUCUUGGACGUGUACUGAAGCUGGAAAAAUUAGUCUCUGAAAAAUGGGUUCUCCCUAAGUUUUGGUUUUUUAACUUCUGGAGUGUGAAAAUUCUGAAGUCUGUUGUAUAAUUUUCGACCUUGUAAUUCAUCUUAAGGCGUCACAUUUGCAUUUUGUUAGUGUUUGAUCGCAUUUUGGUGAAAAUUGGAUUUUAUUUUAUUUUAUUUAUUUUUGGUUGAGUGAUGGAUCCGUGCUUUAAUCAAGUCUAGCAUUAGUUUGCAAAUGGCAAGAAUCUCUUUAUUUCGUCGAUCAUGAUUCUUGAUCAUUAUGAGAUUCUUUUCUGCAAAAUUAAUACUGUUUCACUUUCACCUAUGGAAUCUAAGUGGGCUAGUAAAGUAAGAAUUCUAUCCUUAACCUGUUUGUGAUUCAGUGCUAACCAAUUCUUUUGUUCUUUUUAACGAGCUUUUCUAUAUCUAUUGAAAUGUAAUGUUCUUGAAUUCUUGACAAGAUUUUAUUCUAGGGCAUCUUCGAAAGUUUAUAGAAAACGAAUCAAUGCUUGCUUAGUUCAUGAAUAGUCUUUGCUUAUGCAAAUAUAUUUAUAGCCCUGUUGAGUCUCAUCAAAUUCGUGCCUGAGUUAGUGUCACUUUAAACACUCAAAAAAAUAAAUUAAUAAAUGAAUACAGAAACUCCCCUGUUUUGAUAAUUUGGAGUUAUCAUGGAAGAAACAUUUGUUCCUUUUCGUGGAAUAAAAAAUGAUCUCAAAGGAAGGCUUCUAUGCUAUAAACAAGACUGGAGGGGUGGCCUGCGUGCAGGUAUCAGGAUCCUGGCUCCAACAACAUACAUAUUCUUUGCAUCAGCAAUUCCCGUUAUAUCUUUUGGGGAGCAACUGGAAAGAAAUACAAAUGGAACCUUGACGGCAGUGCAAACACUUGCAUCAACAGCACUUUGUGGUGUGAUCCACUCGAUCAUUGGUGGACAACCACUUCUCAUACUUGGUGUUGCUGAGCCAACAGUGUUGAUGUACACAUUCAUGUUCAAUUUUGCUAAAGAUCGAAAAGAUUUGGGGGAGAAGCUAUUUUUAGCCUGGACAGGAUGGGUGUGCGUAUGGACUGCCCUUUUGCUUUUCUUGCUGGCCAUCUUGGGUGCAUGCUCUAUUAUCAACCGAUUUACACGCUUGGCUGGCGAAUUGUUUGGUCUUUUGAUUGCAAUGCUCUUUAUGCAGCAGGCAAUUCGUGGAGUUGUGGAGGAGUUUGGGAUUCCAAAGAGAGAAAAUCCUAAGGAGACUGCAUUUCAACCUUCCUGGCUCUUCGGAAAUGGAAUGUUUGCAUUAGUUCUGUCCUUUGGCCUUCUUCUUACUGCACUGAAGAGCCGAAAAGCUAGAUCCUGGCGAUAUGGAACAGGGUGGCUUCGGGGAUUUAUUGCUGACUACGGUGUCCCACUGAUGGUGCUUGUGUGGACUGCUGUUUCUUAUAUGCCGGCUAAUGAUGUUCCACGAGGGAUACCAAGGCGGCUAUAUAGCCCAAAUCCAUGGUCUGCUGGUGCAUACUCGAACUGGACGGUCAUAAAGGAAAUGCUGAACGUGCCUCUACUAUAUAUUAUUGGAGCUUUUUUCCCUGCUAGUAACUGCUUAUUGCAGCUUUUACUUCUCAAUAUCAGUGUAGUUCUCUGUUCUGAUCAGGUAAUAUUAUGUGGCCUUAUUGGCAUCCCUCCUUCCAAUGGAGUUAUUCCACAAUCUCCUAUGCAUACAAAAAGUUUGGCUACUCUAAAACAUCAGCUUUUGCGAAAUAAGCUUGUAUCGACAGCUCGAAACAGCAUGAAGAAAAAUGCGAAUUUAUCUCAGUUAUAUAGGAGCAUGCAAGAAGCUUAUAAUGAGAUGCAGACUCCACUUGUUUAUCAAACUCAACGAGCUCUGGGUAUGAAGGAGUUGAAAGACUCCACGAUCCAACGAGCCUACAGUAGCGGAUACAUAGAUGCACCAAUCGAUGAGGCUGUUUUUGAUGUCAAUAAGGAUAUUGACGAUCUUUUACCUGUGCAAGUUAAAGAACAACGCCUCAGCAAUCUUCUUCAGGCAUUAAUGUCUGGGAGCUGUGUUGCUGCUAUGCCUCUUUUGAAAAAAAUUCCGACUUCAGUCCUCUGGGGGUACUUUGCUUUCAUGGCAAUUGAAAGUUUGCCUGGAAAUCAAUUCUGGGAGAGACUGUUAUUGCUUUUCACCGUUCCAAGUCGAAGAUACAAGGUGCUAGAGGAUUAUCACGCUACCUUUGUGGAGACAGUACCUUUUAAAACAAUUGCACUCUUCACCGUCUUCCAAACAAUCUACUUGCUCUUGUGCUUUGGCAUAACAUGGAUUCCGAUAGCCGGUGUUCUUUUCCCUUUGUUGAUUAUGCUUCUCGUCCCAGUGCGACAGUAUAUACUUCCUAAGUUUUUCAAAGGAGCACAUUUACAAGACUUAGAUGUUGCAGAGUAUGAAGAAGCCCCUGCUAUUACUUACAACUUAUCCUUUGAAGAUCAAAGUGCACAAGCACAAGUCUCCAAUAUUGAUAGUGGUGAGAUUCUUGAUGCAAUCAUAACAAGAAGUCGUGGUGAGAUACGACAAGCCUGUAGCCCAAAAGGAACAAAUUCCACCCAGUCGCCACACGAGGAAAUGAAGUCUGUUUAUAGUCCGUGUAUGUCUCAAAGGGCAUACAGCCCUCGAUUGAUGGAAAUAAAAACCCAAAAAAACACGAUAUCCAGUGGAAAGGACUAGAAAUAGAGCAAAUUCCAAGUCCUCGACCAUCUUUACUUGGCGAAAGCAGCCGUGUUUCAAUUCAACCUGAUACCGUUUGAACCUAUUCUAAUAGUACUUUUGUUAUUGUUGUUCCUGGUACUUUGGGGACAUUUGUGCUUUUAUAGAGCAUUUGUUUGUCUAACAUUUCGACAUAUUAUAUUUUGCUUGAGUCGCGUAUUUCUUGUAUCAACACGCACAGAAGAUUAUUUAGCGAUAAUGCAAAUAUGUUAAUUAAAAUA